Molecule: messenger RNA, 1199 nt
Organism: Polistes canadensis
Lineage: Eukaryota; Metazoa; Arthropoda; Insecta; Hymenoptera; Vespidae
Gene: Prx6a
Product: peroxiredoxin-6
Exons: 6
Coding region: 241-903 (220 amino acids)
Biological process (GO): cell redox homeostasis; cellular oxidant detoxification
Cellular component (GO): cytosol; mitochondrion
Molecular function (GO): peroxiredoxin activity
Source: RefSeq, a predicted model, not a curated record
UUCUUCUCACUCUAUAUAACACAUUCAAGGAAUUGUUAUUAUAUUGCGUUCUAAAAAGCAUCCGAAAUUUUUAAAUGUUCUAAAAAAGAGAUUUUUGCAAAAUUUUACCAUUUCUUCUUCUAUUACCUUUUAUUUUAAACACGUGAUAUUUGAUUAAAUGUUCCAUUGUUUUGUGGUUUUUUUUCUUUAAAAAAUUAAUUAAUUUCUUUUUUGCAGUAAAAGCAGAUUAUAUUAGUCAUAAUGAUACUUUUAGGCGAAACAUUCCCAAAUUUUACCGCAGAUACGCAAAAUGGUAAAAUUAAUUUUCACGAUUGGCUUGGUGACUCUUGGGGUAUAUUGUUUUCACAUCCAAAUGAUUUCACACCUGUUUGCACUACAGAAUUGGCAAGAGUUGCCAAAUUAAUGCCAGAGUUUAAUAGAUUAGGCAUUAAAGUUAUUGCAUUGUCAUGUAAUUCUGUUGAUUCUCAUCACAAAUGGAUUGAGGACAUCAAAAGUUAUGGAGAAAUAACUGAUGAAGAAUUUCCAUAUCCUAUAAUAGAGGAUGAAUCUCGCCGAUUAGCGACGAUGCUUGGUAUGUUAGAUCCAGCAGAGGUAGAUAAUCAAGGUCUACCUCUGUCAGCUCGAGCUGUUUUCAUAAUAGACCCAUCCAAGAAAAUGCGUCUUUCAAUUUUAUAUCCAGCGACUACUGGAAGAAAUUUUGAUGAAAUAUUACGCGUCAUUGAAUCGCUUCAUUUAACUGACAAAUUUAAAGUUGCAACCCCUGUCGAUUGGAAGAAAGGAGAAGAAGUUAUGGUUCAGCCAACUGUCACCGAAAAUGAAGCAAAAGAAUUAUUUCCAACUGUAAAGACUGUUAAUCUUCCAUCCGGGAAAACGUAUUUGCGAAUUGUAUCGCAGCCAACAUGAAAAAAUAAAGUGGGAUAAAAAACCCUUUUUCAUAUAUAUGACAAUGUAGUUAAUAUAAUAAUAAACGAAAUAUAUCAUUAAGAUUCGUGAUGUUGUGACGGUUGUUACAAAAUUGAAUAUCGAACAUGGAUGCUGCAAGCUACCAAUUUCUUCUGAUCGAAGGUCAAUAUACUAAAUAAAAUGGAAGUCUUGGCGCUUGGCAUUUGCAAACAACAAAAGAAGCUGUUUAUUAUUUCAUCUAAUGUAAUUAAAAGUACAUUGCGUUAUUAUAUACACUUCUUCAAGUACACAGUUUA